This is a messenger RNA of Gigantopelta aegis, 2378 nucleotides long. RefSeq lists its product as uncharacterized. NCBI's taxonomy places the organism in Eukaryota, Metazoa, Mollusca, Gastropoda, Neomphalida, Peltospiridae. The transcript is spliced from 3 exons. The coding region runs from base 359 to 1663 and encodes 434 amino acids. The record is from RefSeq and is a predicted model, not a curated record. Gene Ontology annotation, cellular component: cytosol. Gene Ontology annotation, molecular function: protein kinase A regulatory subunit binding.
GUACGUACACGCUCGCACUAUUCUUAUUGAUUUUCGCAGUUUCUGUUAUCGAAAACGAAAGUAGGAAUACACAGAUGCAUUGACUGUAGGAAUUUCAAGAAUAUUGGAACGUAUUUAAGAUGUGUACACGGCAUAUGGUUCUGGUAAGCACACGUCACCCGAUAACACAGAAUAACACAUGUAAACUGCUUCCUUGUUUACUGGCCUACUAGUAUUUAUAAGUGACCAAGUAUAGGAAGUAACUAGGAUUGUGUACACGUUGUAUUUACUCGACAUGAUUGUGCACAUUAUCGGUUUUAGAUAUUCACAACGUAUGUGUCGUCUGGUGACUGGCUCUUAGAUCCUUCCAAGCACGUUAAUGAGGAGUUUGCGAUUACCCACCAUUCACACCGUCCGAAAAGUUUGCGAUUACUCACCAUUCACACCGUCCGAAGAGUUUGAGAUUACCCACCAUUCACACAGUCCGAAGAGUUUGAGAUUACCCACCAUUCACACCGUCCAGACGAUGGACAAAGCAUUUUACACGACUCUGGCGGCUGAAGUCGGCAACAUCAAAGAGAAAUUUCCUGAUGCUACUUUACAACACACCAUCUCGAUUCGGCCAAAUGAUUCGAUGACUUUGCGUUUUGUUUACAAAGGCUGGUGCCCAAGCAGAGUACCGCUGAUUAAUGUUAACUUCAGCAGGCGCAGACAGCACAAGAAGAGCGAGACACAGAUAGAGAAUGAGCUACAGGCCAAGGCCAAAGAUCUCGAGUGUCUAAACUCGCCCAUGCUGCCUGUUCUUGUAGACUUAGCUGACGCCAUUGACACGGGGACCAGUCCAUCAGAUGUUAAUGAAGAUACCAACCAAUCAAACACUAGUGCAGAGAACAGUCAAUCAGAUAAUACGACAAGAAGUCCAGCUCAGGUUGAAUCGUCUGCCACCAAGGGAAAGCUUGAAAAGUCAUCUGCCAAAAGUAAAAAAACUAAAGCAGAAGAGAAAACAUUAGAGAAAAACACCCCAGCUACUGAAAGUCCGAGAAACGUUGUGUCUGGAACAUCGAAGAAAAAGACGAGGGCGGAUUCUUUACGACCAAACCAUUUCAUCGCCAUUAGAUUCUCAAACCCAGAUAUUGGCAACGCUGUAGAAAAGGUGAUUGACGAAAUGGCCGAACAUAAUCCAGUGUAUCGCGAGGCGUGCUACAAUCGCCACGACAUCCACCUGACACUUUGCACUCUAGCCCUGUACUCCCAGGAUCAGAUUGACCAGGCCGUCAAAGCGUUGCAAGCUGUGAAACCAGAGCUCGUAGAACAUGCUGCCAAGAAGCUGCUGAAUAUCGAGGGAGUAUCAGAGUUCGACGACUGCAAGGUUCUGUACGGGCAAAUACAGUCUCCACAGGUGCUUCUGAAAUUGCAUGCACUGCUAGAGGGACGACUGCAGAAAGAGGGAGUCACCCUCACUGACACCUGCAAUCAAUACACGCCUCACAUGACCAUAGGGAACAUCACUCAACGUUUUCGACACAAGAAUCCUACAGUAAAAAAGUUUCCAGAGGAUUUGAUAAAGAAAUUCAAACAUUUGAAAUUUGGGCUUCAGAAAGUUGAAGGUAUUCACUUGUGUAAAAUGGGCAAUGAAAGGCGGAAGGAUGGGUUUUAUACUUGCCUGACAGAAAUCAUCUUCUGAAGAAACAUAUAUCUGUACAAGGCAGAGUCGAAAAAAUAUUUUGACAUCGUCAUGAAGUUCUAGCAGGAAUAUUGUCCAUUAUUCUGAUGGAGCUUUUAUCAAGAGUAUAUAUUUCAAACCGCAAUAUUUAAAUUGUUUUAACAUUUAAGCAUUAAGUCUAACUGAAGAAUAAAUCGCCCUUCUCUCUUUGUUUACUACCGAUGCGUCAUUCGUCAACUUGAUUAAAGCGCAACCUGGUCAUAAUUAGACCCUAUGUUUAUGUCAUAAUAUUUGGAAAUUUGCCCUCCGAAAGUUAAUAUGACCAGUAAGAUGUUAUCCACUGUUACUUAGACCUUCACUAGUAUUUGUACAAGAAGAAAAGAUUAUAGCAAAAUUAAAUUAACAAAAAACACAUUAAAAGACUAUAGCAAAUGGAAACUUUUAUGAUUCAAAAUAUCUCAUAUUGGGAUCUUUACACGUCUAUAUAAGAAUUCGUGCAUUGACAGCAGAAUCACUUGAUGGUGUUUAAAUCAUAUUUGAUAGAAGGCGCGAAAUAUCCUGUCCUAAAAUACGACGACAAUAUUAGUGUGUUGUAAUCACUACAUCGAACGAAGUUUGUUUUGUUUAACGACACAACUAGAGCUCAUUAAUUUAUUAAUCAUCGGCUAUUGGAUGUCAAACAUUUGGAAAUUUUGACAUAUAGUCUUAGAAAGGAAACCUACUACAUUUUUUCAUU